CUGAACUCGGUCAUCGGAUAGCAACGUAAUCACAUUUUAGUUGUUUCCUAUUUUUGUAGCUAGUCUUCGGGUGCAUUUUUAUUGCGUUAAGAGCUGUUCUGAUAACUGUAAAAGAUUUAAUACGUUUUCUUACUGUUAGCUAUUCUGCCGCGAGGAGCAUUUCUUCAUCUCCUUCGUCCGCACAACCUUGCAUCGGUCUUGCUCGGUGCGAAGAGUCAUCGACGUACUUCGUAUACAACGUUAACGGAAAUCUAAAGGCACCAUUGUUAUUGCUGUCAACGUUGGCGUUUAUUUCGCUGGGGAAGGUGAUGCACAUUUUUACAGCUGUGUAGUGAAAACAUAUACAUCUCGGUUCUUUUUUCGUAAAUGAGACCAAUGCGUGACCUUGACUUCGGGCUUUGGGCAUUUUUUUAAAGAGUUGGAGUACUCUGAGACUACAAAUUCAACCGAGUAGGGAGAAGACUCGAGAAGCGGCAGAGUAAGAGAAAAACAGGAAAACAAUAAAAAUGGGCUACGACAACGUUAUCUCACACUUGGGGGAGUUUGGCCCGUACCAGCGAAAGAUAUUCGUCGUCAUCUUCUUGCCCAUGAUAUCCUGUGCCUUUCAUUUAAUGGGAGGAACUUUUCUAGCUGGUAGACCGGAUUUCAGAUGCCUAACGCCUGAGGAAAACCCGUACAAUGCAACGUACACGUCAAACACAACUCAACCAGUAUGGGAUAACGAAACGGAAGCCUGGACAUCGUGUGAAAGAUAUGAUCUAAGUCACCAAGUUCUGAACAAUACGCCUACGCCACCCUUAGUAAAGUGUGAUUCUUUCGUCUACGAUGAAAGCCAGUACGGGUUUACGGUGUCGACCAAUUGGAACCUAGUCUGCGAUGACGCAUGGUUGAAAGUAACGAGCGAAUCACUGUUCAUGCUAGGAGUGCUUCUUGGUGCACUGGUGAUGGGUGGAUUGUCGGAUAAAUACGGACGUAAAACGAUUUUGAUAUGGGGAUCGGUCUUACAACUAGUCACCAGCCUACUAGUAGCUGCUGCUCAGAAUAUGAUAAUGUACAUCGUUUGUAGAACAGUUCUAGCAACGUCGACCAAUGGGCUGUUUGUAGUGUCAUACGUUACUGCAAUCGAGACUAUUGGUCAAAGAACGAGAAAACCAGCUGCACUUGGAAGUCUGUUUUUUAUAGUAGGUUCCCUCCUGACUGUUUGCCUUGCAUACUUCAUUAGAAACUGGAGAAUGCUACAAGUAGCUUUUACCAUUCCCACCCUUGUAUUCCUUGGCUCAAUCUGGUAUAUUCCUGAAUCUGCACGAUGGCUGAUCACCAAAGGUCGCUUAGAUGAGGCGAAAAAGAUACUUCGCGAAGCGUCUGUAGAAAAUAAAGUGGAACUAACGCGAGACGCUCUGGAUAAUUUAUUGAAAACGGAUAACGAGAUUAGUGAAACACGGAUCAUUGAAAAAACCUCGAUAUACGAUCUUCUAAGAUAUCCAAUUAUCAGGAAAAGGAGUCUGAUACUGUUCUUUGUCUGGUUUGUGAACAACGCUACAUAUUACGGCCUGUCUUGGAACGCGGCCAAUCUUGCGGGUGACGUUUACGUGAAUUCCGGGAUUGCUGCUGCGGUGGAAUUGCCCGCCCUCUUGUUCAUGAUAUCCACGAUCGACAAAUGCCCAAGAAAGGUUGUUUUGUGUGGCUGUAUGCUGCUCGCAGCGACCUCGUUGCUUUCAACGAUUCUCGUUCCUAACGACAUACCGUGGGCGACCGUAUCUUUGGCGAUGAUAGGGAAACUAUCAAGCGCAGCCUCUUACUCGACCCUCUACAUUUUCUCGAUGGAACAGUAUCCCACCACUGUUAGAAAUAUCGGCGUUGGUGCUUCUUCGGCCGUCGCUAGGAUAGCAGGAGUUGUAACACCGCUGAUUAACAAUCUGUCUCAAAUUUCCGUCACCCUGCCACUUUUGAUCUAUGGAUGCGGUUCAUUGAUGGCUGGUCUGUUGCUACUACUGCUUCCGGAAACGGCAAAAAAAAAAUUACCGGAAACAAUAGAGGAGUUGGAAGAGUUUAAGGAAAAAGGAAAAACAAUAAGGAUGGGUUUUGACCAAGUGAUUUCGCAGUUAGGGACGUUUGGCCCGUAUCAGCGUAGGAUAUACCUUGCUAUGUGCCUGCCCAUAAUAUCCAGCACCUUUCACGUGAUGGGAGGGAUUUUUCUAGCCGGUAAACCGGAUUUCAGAUGUUUGACGCCCGGUGAAGACCCGGAAAAUGCGACUUAUCUCAUACAACCGGAUUUGGCAAAUGUUACAUAUCCAUGGGAUCGCGACACGGGAACUUGGUCGCGAUGCAAGAGGUACGAUUUAGAUUACGGAGAUCACUAUGAAACCCGGAGUGAUGAUCUCAAUUCAUCAAUGCCUUCUGUUGUGACAUGCGACUCCUUUGUUUACGACAAAGACCAGUACGGGGUUACGGUUACAACCAAGUGGGAUCUAGUCUGCGAUAACGCAUGGUUGAAAACUGCAAGUGAAUCGCUAUUCAUGCUGGGUGUGAUGGUGGGAGUUCUGACUUUCAGCACAUUGUCGGAUAGAUAUGGUCGAAGGACGACUUUGAUAUGGGGCUCAAUAGUGCAAUUAAUUUCUGGACUGCUCAUAGCUGUUGCUCCUAAUUUCACAGUGUACGUAAUUGGAAGAACGGUUGUUGCAACAACGACCACUGGAGUGUAUUUAACCACUUAUAUUGCUGCAAUCGAAACAGUUGGUCCAAAAAAGAAACUGCUGACUGGUAUUAGCGGAAUAUUUUUCAUCAUAGGUGCUCUUCUAAGUAUCUGCUUCGCGUACUUCAUCAAGAAUUGGAGGAUCUUACAGAUUGCCUUUGCUACUCCAACUAUCCUUCUUCUCGUAUUCUCGUGGUCUGUUCGUGAAUCUGCACGAUGGCUACUGAGCAAAGGUCGUGUGGAAGAGGCGAUAGACAUCCUUCGCAAGGCAUUUAUUGAAAAUGGUGUAGAGUUGGCGCCAGAUGCGUUAAACGGUUUUUUGGAAAAUCACAGUGAGGAUAAAUCAGGUACCAAAAAGUACUCGGUCUUUGCUCUUCUGAAGAACCCGAGCAUGAGGAAAAGGACUCUCAUACUGUUCGUUAUCUGGAUCGUAAAUAAUUGUACGUAUUACGGUCUGUCUUGGAUCACGCCGAACCUUGGAGGCAAUGUUUAUUUAAAUUCUGGAAUCUCUGCCGGUAUGGAUUUACCCGCAUAUGUAUUCUUGGUGUGCAUAGUUGACAAGUGCCCAAGAAGGUUUAUCUUGUGCAGUUGCAUGUGGCUUGUCGCGAUUACAUUACUCUCUACAUUUUUCGUUCCUACCGACAUGGGUUGGCUGGUGAUAACUCUGUCUAUGAUAGGAAAAUUGAUAAUUUCGAUAUCAUACACGACCAUAAGCGUCUUCACAGCGGAACAGUUUCCCACUGUACUCAGGAAUACUGGUGUUGGUACUUGUUCGGCUAUGGCUAGAUUAGGUGGAGUCGUAGCGCCGAUGAUUAACGAAUUGUCUGAAAUCUCAGUGGCCAUACCACUUGUAACUUUUGGAAGCUGCUCGUUGCUCGCUGGUCUGAUAACACUCCUUCUUCCGGAAACGUUGGAAACAGAGUUACCGGAAACGAUACAGGAAAUGGAAGACUUUGGAAAAAAGAAAAGUAAGACUGAUCGAGAAUUGGAUGUCAUCUUAUCGAACGCUAGUAAGUUGAAAGCUUCCAACAACCGACAUUGGAAGAACGACGAGACAAAAAAUUAUUAUUAUUAAUAAUGGAAAUGUUUAUGGAUAGCGAACCUGCUUAUACUUACAAGGAAGGUAUUCCAGGUUGAUCUUUGCAAUUCGAUUUCUUUUGUAAUAUGUUAUAGCAGACUAAAAACUAAGCGACGCAUACAUUUUUU
Neodiprion virginianus is the source of this 3898-nucleotide messenger RNA. RefSeq lists its product as uncharacterized. Bases 507 to 3767 code for a protein of 1086 amino acids. Lineage: Eukaryota; Metazoa; Arthropoda; Insecta; Hymenoptera; Diprionidae. Gene Ontology annotation, molecular function: transmembrane transporter activity. The record is from RefSeq and is a predicted model, not a curated record. The transcript has 17 exons. Gene Ontology annotation, biological process: transmembrane transport. Gene Ontology annotation, cellular component: membrane.